AAAAAUAAUAAUAAAAACAAGAAGACAGGACUGCGAAAUUGAUAAAGAGUUUUCGUCAAUUUGAUUAUAUUUUAGUAUUUUCAGUCUGUGGUUUGCUAGUAAAAUUAACAAUGACGAUCUUUAAAACAACAUCAGCCGAAAAGAAAGCUGAUAAAUUCCUGAUUAAUGGCGAAAUAGUCACAGCAACUGAACCGCUGACUGGGUUGACAGAAGUAGAUGACUUAGAAACAUCUACACCUAAAGUGGUGCGAGUGACCUACAAUCCUAGAAGAACAAGAACCAUGGUGAAUCUAUGUUUAAUAGUAGCAGCAUUGUUAGUUCUGGGUAUUGGUUUGCUCGGAGCUGUGUAUCUGUAUAAACAUUUAUCUGUCCGUAUUGUUCGAGGGCGAUGUGGAGUGAGUUAUAUUGAUGAAAUGUAUGGCCAGGAACCAAAUGAUUUGAUAGCACAUGUAACCUUUAAACCUCAAGCUAACAACUUAAUUGGACAGAGUUUAUCAAAUAAGCCCCAUUCUGAUGAACCCCAAUCUAAAUAUCUUCACUAUAUAGAAGAAGAUGUAGAAGUAUCAGAAAUUGAUAAUUUUGAAACAUUGACAGUGCCAGAAUUUGAUGAAUGUGAAGAGACUGUUGUAUGGCAUGACUUUGGUGUGAACUAUACAGCUAUCAUUGAUAACCACCUGGAGACUUGUUUUAUUAUGAAACUUAAUAGAACUAUGUUAGCACCACCUAAAGAUCUGAUUGAUCUUAUCAUGAAGUAUAAGGAUGGUUAUUAUAUGCCUAGUGCUGAAGUUAUCCGAGAGAAGUAUCGUCAAGUUCUACCCAGUGUAUCUGAUGUUACUGUAUUUGGACCAUUUAUUAUGAGGCAAUGUUAUUGGUAUGAUACCUACAGACUUGUCAAGAUUGUUGACGGAGUGUACAAGAGAAGUGUCAACAAUGACAUGAAUGAGAAAGAUGGUCAACAGAAUAAAACAAUGAAGAUACACCACUAUGGUUUCCCUACCUUCAAGAAUGUAGUGUAUAAAUUUGCUGUUAUUCCACAGUAAAGUAAUGAAGUAGUUAUAGAGCCAACUGUAUUAGUACAUAAUAUGUAGUAUAUGUUUCUUCAACACAAUUUCCAUCACUUUAUGGGCUCAAGUAUUGUCUCGUUUUUAUACAUUCUACUUUUGACUUUGAAUCUUAAAAGUAAUAUGUUUUGGAUUUAAACAUAUUUUAAUGAAUCUAAGACAAACUUUAAAACUUACAAAUACAGUGUUAAUUAUGCAUUGUGCAUAUAUGUUUUUGAAAAUUCAAAAUAGGAUGUAAAAUGAAAAAUCCUUUGCUAGUUUUUAGGCCCACUAGUAUUUUGUAUGAAUAAAAUCAAAUGUAGGUAUUUAAUUUUUUAAGCAUUCUUUACUAAUAUUACAAAAUGAUCUUUAUUGUUAUUGACCUAUAUUGAUUUUUGAAAUGUAAUGGUCUAUAUACAUUAAUAAAAACUAAAAUUGACACAACUUCUUUGAUUUGUCUCAGUCAACAAUACAUUCAAAUUCUUGUUAUUAUUUAGUGUGCAUGAACCAUUACACCCAAUAGACUCAAAUAUAAAAUUUAAUCAGAUUUUAAUUUUCAGCAAUGAUAAAAAAAUAAUUAAAUUAAAACAUGAAAAUCUAAUUCUAGUCCCAAAUGUUCGCUAUAAUACAACAUGUGAUUGAAUUUUCAACAGUUUUAACCUAUUUUUUAAGCUUUUUGAUAUAUUUAGAAGCAUAAUUAUAUUUUAAAACAUACUGGUCCAAAUGCAUCAAACCUUAUGUGAAAUAUUAUCUGGCAAAUGUAUUACAUAAAUGUUUACAUACUUAAAGAAAUCUAUUUUAUUAGGGCUUAAAUAUGAGGUAAAUUGGCUAAAUAAUGCUCAAAUAUUUUUGCUUGAACAUAAUAGUAGCAUCUUUGAGAGGAAAGAAUUGUCAAAAGGUUAGGCUGUAUUGGUUCGGAAAUUUAGAGAAUUUUAUGAUGGUUUCCAUAAAAAGCACCAAUGUUUACUUUCCUAUCAUAAUUAAAGCCCUGCUUACAUUAUUUGAUGCAUUUGGACCACAAUAACUUAAGCAUAUACGUAAUGAAAUGUAUUAUGUAUCAUUAAUAUUUUUAGUUUGUAUCCAUGUAACUUAGAUUUUGUAAAUAUUUAUGUAUGCAUAUUGUAUUUUGUCAUUUGUGUGACCUUAUAAAAUCAAAUGCAGAUUGAAAAUAACAUAGAGAGUUUACCAUAUAGUCAUAAGGUGACUCAUAAAGCCCCAAUUCAGUAGGCUAUUAAUUAAUCAAGAUAUUUGUAUUUUUUGAUAUUUUUUCACCAGCACUAGUUAUUGCAUAUAUUUAUGGAAGUUUAAUCUUAUAUCUUAUACAAUGAAACUGUCUUAUACAGCAAACCUUUGUAUGACAAGAUGCAACAGUAAAGGUGUCUUCUGUCUUAUAUGGCAAGAUGUAAAAGUAAAGGUGGCUACUGUCUUGUAUGGCAAGAUACAACAGCAAAGGUGUCUUCUGUUUUGUAUGUCAUGAUGUAAAAGUGCCUACUGUCUUGUUUGGUAAGAUGUAAAGGUGUCUACUGUCUUGUAUGGUAAGAUGUAAAAGAAAGGUGUCUACAGUCUUGUAUGGUCAGAUGUAAAAGGAAAGGUGUCUACUCUCUUGUAUGGUAAGAUAUAAAAGGAAAGGUGUCUACUCUCUUGUAUGGUAAGAUAUAAAAGGAAAGGUGUCUACUCUCUUGUAUGGUAAGAUUUAAAAGUAAAGGUGUCUACUGUCUUGUAUGGUAAGAGGUUAAAGUUAAGGUGUCUUCUGUCUUAUAUGGCAAGAUGUUAAAGUAAAGGUGUCCUAUGGCAGUAUAUGCUAGUAAAGGUGUCUACUGACUACUGUCUUGUAAAAAUAUUAACUGUUUGGUAAGAUGUCAAAGUAAAUGUGUCUACUGUCUUGUAUGGAAAAUAUGGUUAAAUGUGAAAGGUUGUGUCUUGAUCAGGAAACCGAUUAUGCAUGAAAAGAUUAUUGUUUAUUUGAGAGGGCUAGAGGACUCUGCUGUAGAUCUGUACAUAUUUCACUUAAACUUUUUGUCACACAUAUUGAGCAGAUAUUGAGAAAUAUCUAACUAGCUGAAAAUUCAUGCAUUUUAUGCCCAUGGCUUGUGUAAUAUCCGAUUGUAUUUUAUAAGCUGUAACACUGGAUAUUUUUCUGGAUCCAACCAAUAUCUAUCACUUAUAUAUUAUUUUACAAGCUUUUUAUCCUACUACAUGUAUAAGGUGCUGAAUCAAUCCACUGUACUUGUAUUUCUGCUCAGAGAAAAAUACCAAUGUAGCACUUGUAUGUGAUUUCUCUUGCUCACUCUUUGUAAUGAAAACAGAAAUUUAGUUUAAACAGUGACUCUCCAUUUACUAGUGGUUUUUAACACUUUUAUCAGGUAGAUUCUGCAUCUCGACUCAUCACUAAUGUAAAAUCAAAUAUGAAAUCCAUCACCUAGGAAUAAAUUGAUAAAAAUAUCUAAAAAAUUUUAAGAUUUCAUAAUUUCUGUCAAAAAUUCCUGCGUAUAUUUUUUUCGCACAAGAAAUUGUCAUCGAAAAAAGUUUUGUGAAAUGUUGUAAGGACAGUUUCGAUACUUUUCCUAAAAACAGAAGCUUUGACCAAACAAACCACUUGGCUGACAUAAGCAUUAAUCAAUAUUUUCUUUGAUCUAUCAACUGUUUUAAACAUUAAUCUGGCAGUUAUUGAUUAGAGCUGUUUUAACUGUAUGUGUCAUUCCAGUUAAAUGUAUUAAGUAAUGUUUUGUAUAAGUAAAAGUUAUCUAUUUAGUUGUCUUAAUGUUAUAGAUUAUACAGGCUUCAAUAAAUUCAUUACACCAUUUU
This is a messenger RNA of Lottia gigantea (owl limpet), 3845 nucleotides long. RefSeq lists its product as hypothetical. The coding region runs from base 111 to 1040 and encodes 309 amino acids. Gene Ontology annotation, cellular component: extracellular exosome; plasma membrane; Golgi apparatus. Gene Ontology annotation, biological process: negative regulation of amyloid precursor protein biosynthetic process. The transcript is spliced from 6 exons. The record is from RefSeq and is a predicted model, not a curated record. Gene Ontology annotation, molecular function: amyloid-beta binding. NCBI's taxonomy places the organism in Eukaryota, Metazoa, Mollusca, Gastropoda, Lottiidae.